Molecule: messenger RNA, 8559 nt
Organism: Talpa occidentalis (Iberian mole)
Lineage: Eukaryota; Metazoa; Chordata; Mammalia; Eulipotyphla; Talpidae
Product: cyclic AMP-dependent transcription factor ATF-7
Exons: 13
Coding region: 1131-2582 (483 amino acids)
Biological process (GO): regulation of transcription by RNA polymerase II
Molecular function (GO): DNA-binding transcription factor activity, RNA polymerase II-specific; cAMP response element binding
Source: RefSeq, a predicted model, not a curated record
AUGCCUGGGAGAGCCCAGAAGGCCUAGAGGGUGGUGACAGUUCUGAAGAAGGUGGAUCUGAGCUCACUUGUUCUUCAUUCUCUGUGUCAGGAAAACUUUAUUCGAAUUAGCAUUCCUUUUUAAUAGUUUUCACCUGGGAUGGCCUGUUACCUUGGAUGAUCGGGUCAGUAGCAACUUUCAGUGCUGGCUUAGGAGUUUUGACUAUUGAGCUCUGUUUCCACUGCUUCUAUCCUGGCUCGGGCCUCCUUGCCACCCACCUGGUCUAUUGCAAUAACCUCUUAACUGGCCGCCUGCCACCAGUUUCUUCCCUCUAGCAUCUACUUAUACCCACCACUACCACAGGCUAAUCCUUGUACAUAGCACUGGUUUUGCCAUUUACAAUUUUAAAAAGUCUGACUUCAACUUACUCAGCUUUAUCUUUUAUUAUUUCCAUACUCUAUCUAAAUUGGAUUAUGUCAUUUUUCAAAUGCUUUCCUUUUCUUACCAUAUUUUCAGACCCUGCCCUUUAGCCAUCUCUGCUUUCUUUCCCUAAAUCUUUGCUUACUUUCCUUUUUUAAACUCUCUUUGUUAUUGUGAAAGACUGAGCAUUCCACGAAUCUUUCAUCUGGUUUCCAUCCACCAUCAGUCAAAUGAGUACUUGCCCCAAUAAAGGGCUACAGGACAUACUCUUCUGCUUGUGGGCUAUGAAAAAUCGUGGAUAUGUGUACACAUAUGCCCGAGUAUCUGUGCCUUAUCUUCCAAGUUAGAUUGAGGCAGAGGCUCAUGUUCCUUUUUGUAGGCCUAGAUGUAUAUAUAGCAUGAUGCACUUUGGCAGUGUCAGUCAACAUUUUUAUUUAAUUUUCUAAACCAUGUGAGGAAACACUUGGGGAAUUAAAGGAACUUUCACUAGCAGAGCUGAAACCAAAGCAAAGAUCAUGCCUUGAACCCAGGGUACCGCACUCACUGUUGAUCUUUUGGGACUCCCAGACCCGGUGUUGCUGUCACUCUGCAAGCAGGAAGGAAAGGGCAGAAUAAGCAGAGCAGCUAUAAUUGGAAUCAACUUCUGAUUAAGAUGAUGAUGAUCUACUAUCAAUAUCCAAGAUCCAUCUGUCUUCUGCUAAUCGAAAUAGCUCCGCUCUGCUCUAUGAAAUAUGGGAGACGACAGACCGUUUGUGUGCAAUGCCCCGGGCUGUGGACAGAGAUUUACAAAUGAGGACCACCUGGCAGUUCAUAAACACAAGCAUGAGAUGACAUUGAAAUUUGGCCCAGCCCGAACUGACUCAGUCAUCAUUGCAGAUCAAACUCCUACUCCUACUAGAUUCCUGAAGAACUGUGAGGAAGUGGGGCUCUUCAAUGAACUGGCUAGCUCCUUUGAACAUGAAUUCAAGAAAGCUUCAGAUGAAGAGGAAAAAAAGGCUGCUGCUGGGCCCCUUGACAUGUCUCUGCCGUCCACACCAGACAUCAAAAUCAAAGAGGAAGAGCCAGUGGAGGUAGACUCAUCCCCACCUGACAGCCCUGCCUCUAGCCCCUGCUCCCCACCACUCAAGGAGAAGGAGGUUGCCCCAAAGCCUCUUGUGAUCUCUACCCCUACGCCUACCAUCGUCCGCCCCGGGUCCCUGCCUCUCCACUUGGGCUAUGAUCCACUUCACCCAACCCUUCCCUCCCCAACCUCCGUCAUCACACAGGCUCCACCAUCUAACAGACAACUCGGGUCUCCCACUGGCUCCCUCCCUCUCGUCAUGCAUCUUGCUAAUGGACAGACCAUGCCUGUGCUGACAGGGCCUCCGGUACAGAUGCCUUCUGUUAUAUCGCUGGCCAGACCUGUGUCUAUGGUACCCAACAUUCCUGGUAUCCCUGGUCCACCAGUUAACAGCAGUGGCUCCAUUUCUCCCUCUGGCCACCCUAUGCCAUCAGAAGCCAAAAUGAGACUGAAAGCCACCCUAACCCAACAAGUCUCCUCAGUGAAUGGUGGUUGUGGAAUGGUGGUAGGUACUGCCAGCACCAUGGUGACAGCCCGUCCAGAGCAGAGUCAGAUCCUCAUCCAACACCCUGAUGCCCCAUCCCCUGCCCAGCCACAGGUCUCACCAGCCCAGCCCACUCCUAGUACUGGAGGCCGAAGGCGGCGCACUGUGGAUGAAGAUCCAGAUGAGCGGCGCCAGCGCUUCCUGGAGCGUAACCGGGCUGCAGCCUCCCGCUGCCGGCAAAAGCGGAAGCUAUGGGUGUCCUCCCUAGAGAAAAAGGCAGAGGAACUCACAUCUCAAAACAUUCAGCUGAGUAAUGAAGUCACGUUACUACGCAAUGAGGUGGCUCAGUUGAAACAGCUUUUGUUAGCUCAUAAAGACUGCCCAGUUACUGCACUACAGAAAAAGACCCAAGGCUACUUAGAAAGCCCCAAGGAAAGCUCAGAGCCGACGGGUUCUCCAGCCCCUGUGAUUCAGCACAGCUCAGCAACAGCCCCUAGCAAUGGCCUCAGCGUCCGCUCUGCAGCUGAAGCUGUGGCCACUUCAGUCCUCACACAGAUGGCCAGCCAAAGGACAGAACUGAGCAUGCCAAUACAGUCGCAUGUGAUCAUGACCCCACAGUCCCAGUCUGCGGGCAGAUGAUGCCUCCCCUGGUGGAGAGGUCCCCAGCCAGCGCUCGCCCUCCGGGAGCCGAGAAAGAUGUCAUCUAAUCCCCUUCCGUCUGCCUUGGACAUGGCAACAUGGGGAGAAAUGUGUGUGUUGUGAGUAAUGGACAGAUGUGAGGCUUUUCAGCCUCAGGACAUGUGUGUUGACAUCUGUACUAGGAGCCUCCCAGCCCCAGAGCCACAUAGAACAUCCCCCAAGGUGGGGGUUCUAAUAUACCCACAGCCAAAGGGCUUUCCAGAUGGUCUGAACAAUCACCCCUACCCGUGCACGUGUUCCUGUCUCUUUUAACACUAACCCUGCACUUCUGAGCUUUGGGUUUCUCCGUGCCCUCUCUGCUCACUAAGCCGUGGCUAUUGCCUUCUUGUUUCUUACCAGCAUGCCACUUCCUGCUAGCUAGAAGGAGGCUAGAGUUGAUGGUCUAUCACCGCUGACCCAUCCCCAGUCACCCCAUGAACUCAGGACUUUGUCUCCCGGUAACUGCUUAUCCUAGUUGACACACUCACUUGGCAGAGAUGCGCGGUUACAUAUGAAGUCGCAGUGUCUCCACCUCCUCCAUCGCCCUUCUCCCUGCCUGCCACCGAAACAAAAAUGACAAAAAGAAACAAAACCCCAGAGUUUAGAGUUCUUGCUGUUACUUCCAGAGCUCUCUGUGUACUUCAUUUGUCUCUUGUAUUUUUCCAGUCCGGGGAUGGGAUCUCUCCCUCCUCCCACGGCCUUUGCAGCCUCAUCUUGUGGCCUUAUUAGACACUGCUUGGUCGUGAGAGGGGAGGAGGCCAGGUCUGGCUGAUUCCUUCCCCAUCCCCUGCUGUGUCCCUCAGUUCUCCCUGUCGGGGCAAGCAAGAAGUGUGGUUUAAGCGCGUUCCCUCAGGUUACUGGAUUGAUUCUUUUAGGUUUUCCAAGUUUACCGGGCAACCACCCCUGUCUCCCUCCCCAUCCCUCUGUCCCUGUUACUGCCUCUGUCUCUUUCUGUAACUCAUUCAGAUGCAGCCCUCCUACAGGCUGUCAUGUGGGGACUGUUGCUCCCCACCGCUUCACCUCAUCCUUCUGUCCUUUUCUGAGCUACGAGCUUAUAUUCACAAGUGCCCCCAGUCUGGCCACUUGGUCUCUCUGCUCUUCCCCAUCGAUGCAUUGCUCCUUGUAGUCCAGGCGCCAGGACUGUGACACCUCACAGCAAGGUCCUGAGUAGGUUUCUUGAGUGUUGGGUUGAGUUGGGGAGAGAAGGGUGCAGUAACUGAUCUCAGCAGAAGAGCCUGCUCAGUGAAGGGUCUGACCCGCCCGGGACACUGGGGACUGUUGCUUUUAGCCAUUCAUUCAAAAGCUGGGUUGCAGGAGAAGUUCAUCCCUCUUGUCCCUCUUUCUCCCCCGUCAAGAUCAUCUUCCUUUGACUCUGAACUAUGCAGUUCCUGUCAGGGCCAUAGGAAGCAAGCCAAAGCCAGAGGCCUGUGGAUAGACAGGUCAGCUUUAAUAGCCCUCCAGUAUGAAACCCUUCCAGUUGUCCCAGAGCCACCUUCUGCCAUCUGUCCAAACCAAAAAUGUCCCUUCUCAUCUCUCCUAAACAUACAUACAAAAUAACUGCCAGUUUGCUUGCUUAUUUUUUUCUUCUCAAAUAUUGUCACAGAGGAAUGGGAAGUGUUCUAAGCUCCAAGACUCCCGUCUCCUCAGAGCCACGUGCUGGUGGGCCAGUCAAACGACGUGUUCUACUGCUUUUUUUUUUUUUUUGGUAAAUAUUUUAUCUGAACAUUUUAAAGUUUAAUUUCAUAACCACUUUUAUUUAUUAUCACUGAAAUUUAACAGACUCCUAUUGGAACUUAUUUAUGCGUAAAAAGGUUGGAACUAGAAUCUUCAAUGCAUUCUAAAAUUUAGGGGAAAACGUCACGCCUGCCGUCCAUCACCGUCAGUGCCUGCACAGCACCCUCUUCCCAGCCCUGCGCCUGGUGCCGCCUUCCGCGCUGGGGUUGCUGCUGCUCAGUUCCCGCUUCCCUUCCUCUUUCCACUUCAUCCCUCAGCCGUGGAAGUUUAGCAUAGUUUUGUCAGGAUUUUCUGACUUAUAGUCCGUCAUCCUCCUAAUGUCCCCAAAACAGUCAUGCCCUCUGGCCCCAAAGUCGGCAGAAGUCAGUUUGAUGGAAAUGGCUCUGUCAUGUUGUGAAAUUCCACACUUAAAGUGAGAAUCAAGGUUGAUUCCAGGUAAUAAAUUAGGGAACUUGUGACUCGGUGCCAGCAGCAAACGUUGCCUUGUCUGGUAGUAAAUAACACAAGUCACUCCUAUGAAUUAUGAAAACUGCGGGUGUAAAUGAAGGAGAGGCAAGGGAAGGGGCCUCUGGAGAGAGUCAGUGUUUCCUUGGCUUGAACUCCAGUGCCAAGUUGUGGACGCAGAAUCCCUGAGCAGCAGGCCCAGGUCCAGCAGGAAACACGUGGCCCAGGUGGGCUCUACACGCUUGCAGACAGCCUCUGCAUGAGCCCGUCCUAGUGAGGACUCCACACGCCUCAGGACCCCUGGUUUACUUUUAUCAGCGCCCGCUGUCCCGGGAGCCUCAGCACAUGAAGCAUCCAGUCCGAAGCAGUAGUUCUCAGCAUUGAGGGGCGCUGUCCCAGCGCGCAUAGCCCAGCACCCGGCCCCUUGCCAUCAGGUAGACCCCACUGAGAGGCGGUCCCCUUCCUUUUCCUCUGGUGACAUCAAACUGCUCUGGGGUUUACUUGCCAUUUGCCCUUGGCAGAGCUGGCUCCUGCUUUGUAACAGCCCUGAGUCCCGCCUUGCACACCUUGCUCCUUGCUGCCUGCAGCGGAGCCUCUCAGAAGGGCAGACCCAGUGGGCACAGAGGAGGCACGCCAUGACCACGUGUGGAGCCCCGGGAGGUCCUGCCUUUAUUUGUCUCCUCUCCUGCCUUUCAGAGCCAAUGCUGAAUAACCACACCUGGUGAAGAGAAAGAAAACCUCGUUUUCUCAUCCUCUCUGCCCAGGACCCAAUGAGAACAGCCCAUGAGGUGACUCAGACACGCAAAUGGCACGGCAGAUGGCCAGGAUGCAGGUCACCUCCCCCAGGGACUCCACUUGCCUUUAAAAAGUCACAGCCAAAAAAAUUGUUUUCUCACAGCCAUAACUUGUUCUCAGGACUUUGCCUUUAGACAGUCACUCCCUGGGAUUUUCUCCUGCUUUUUGUUUCUUUUUUUUAUUAUCUUGAUGUCCUACUAGCAGCCGUGCCCUGAAGCCUGACUGAGUUUAUGACUCCCGAGGAGCCUUCAUAAGACCCUUGACUAUUUCCCUUCCCCUUCAGGCAGAUGUUUCACCCCUGCACACUGGCCUUGCCCCACUGCUCGGCGUUGGAGGGAGUGUGAGUGCACCAGCGGCCCCUGUGUAGAGCAACUCAUUUUCGUAGAGGGGCUUAUGUCAUUUCCUGGCCUUUUGUCUUGAUUCUCUUGAGUCCUUGUUUCCGUCACUGGGAAGUUCGUAUUAAGGACCUGCAUGAGGAACACUCCCAGAGCCUUACUAGUAAAGGAGCAAUGAAACGAGGAAAGGGCAGGUCAACCCCCCCAGGCAGCUCUCUGCUUUGUCCCGCGUCUCCCAAAGAAGGCCUCGCGGUUACUUACCCUGAGACCUUGCUGACAGUCAAGGUAACAUCGCUUACCUUGCUACUGCUGCCAGCCAUGUGGCUGCUUUCCCCUGCUCGUUGCCUUCCAGACCUGACUGGACCAGAACCAGCAUCACAGAGGGUCACUCGGCCCUUCCGAAGGAUCCUGGCCUUUCUAGGACCCUAAGAGAAGGCACCUUCUGAAAGUAGUUGGUAGUGUGGAGUCUUCAGACUCUUCAAGUGAACGCAGGCAGAACUCAGGCCUCCCACCUCACCCCAAAGACAGCUGCUGAAUACCCAAGCCAUAGACACAAGGCCUAGAACCAGGUCCUCUGGUCUCAUGGCCGCCCUCCCUUAAGACAGCUUGCUUAAUCUUGAAAAGUGAGACACCCCCACCCCCACCCCUGAUGAGGGAAGCCUAGAAAGAAAAGAACCUCUUUCACUUACCCCUUCCCCAUUGGUUCUACGUCCCAGAUACAACCUUCCUUCGGCCUCCGCUCGCUCUUGCCCCCAGGCUCUAGACCAUAUGCGCUCAGUGGUGGUGGGAGAGGAGGUGGCCUCACUGAACCUCACCUUGGCUGCCUUCCUGCGCCCGUCCUGUUCUCGGUCCCUUUCCUGAUUCACUGCCCUCCAGCACCCCCCACCUCAGAGGACAGGGUGUUUAACCACAGCCAGACCCUGUCCACAGCCCAAACCACAAAGUAAACACCAAAAAAAUCCCUCCUCUGGCUUCUGAGGCUCCCCUGCUUCCCACUCCUAAGGAGAGGCUCCUUUAAAGGUGCUACCCUGAGACAGUUCUCCCCAAGACCCCCUCAUCACUUCCUUCCCACCCCCAAAUCAUUAUUUUCCAUUAAUACUGUACAUUGUAUACACAGGAAGGAAAUGUAUUAUUAUUUUUUAUUUCAUAACCAGUCUGUUUAGAAUCCAGUGCUCCUAGCUGUAUUACAUAUGCCUUUGUUGAUAUGUUCUUUCUGCUUUGUUUUGACUUUUGUUUGACAGGGGCGGAGGGAGGAACAACACAGGUGAGAAUCCUAAGGCAGAUUAGAGGAACCCCCAUCCUCCCUGAGCCUCCUGCAGCCCUAAUCAUCCCUCCCAUCGUGUAGAACUGAUUUCUGUUUGCACACGUGCGUGCGUGCUCACAGACAAGCCCCUGCCCUCCAACGUGGUGACCCAGCAAGAAUGAGCUUAGGUGGCUUUGGCCGACAUUCCCACCCUCUGUACCAGUUCCUUAGUCUCUCUUUGAGGUCAAGUCCUACCCCAGAGUGAGAAGGGGCUGGAGAGAGAAGGGCAGGUUUGUAUUGUAGCUGCUAGGGUUGACUUUAUUGGUAUGCCUGGACCUGGUAGCACAGAGCUAUCUGGAAGCAUGACCUGCUGAUGAGGGACGUGUCAGCCGUGGCCGUGAGCACCGGUUCAUUGACUUCCGGGCCCCGGUUCUGAGCACCGUCCAGGACCAGCGGCGCCGGUGCCGCUGUCAUCCAGGAGCUUGUUAGAAAUGCACAUUCGAGGCCCACCCGAGACCUAGUCAGAAACUCUGGGGGGGUGCCUCUACCCAGCAUUCCACGUGAUUCUAACACACACUAAAGCUUGAGAACUGUUACCUUAGGGGCAAGCUGGGACGUUCUUCGAGGGUGUCAGGGAUGUUUGGAUGCCAUCCGCUGCCUUAGCACUAACACCUUCAUUUCCUCCAGUCGCUCCCUCCUCUCCCGUGAAAACAACAACCACAUCACUCAUCUCAGUCUAGGUUUGUCUUCCUUCUGCCUAUCCCUAAAGUCUGUCCUGCAUCAGCCUGGACAGGUGCCCAUGACCCCUUGCAGACUGGUCACUGCGCUAUUUGCACGGGAAGGGCCAGCUGGAGCUUUAGCGCACACGCGCACCUUUCAGGCAGGAAGGAGAGGCCCCUCCGGCCCAAUCGCGGAGGCUGCAGCCUCCCAACAGUCUCUGUUGUAAGGGAAGCCGUGCGCGCCUGCGGUCGUCUCUGUUCAUGUGUGUAUCCCUGACACGUAGCGGCACUCCGCGCCUCGUCAAGGGUCUCCACCCAGGGCUGGGCCUCCCGGGUCCCCGGGUGGACCUUGACGGGUGGGAGGAUGCAGCGCUACAGGCUAUUUUGUUAUGAAACCAUCUUUGCCCUUCCCCUCCCCCAGCUCAGCAUGACCCUGUGAGCAGGCUCUCACAGUCUCCCGGGCCCGGGCUGAGGCGGAGGCUUCGCUCUCUUCUCCCUAACCACCCCUCCCGUGCCCCCGCCACUUAGCAGUUAUCUCCCCGGCCAUGCCUUCUCCCUCUCUCCCUUGCCCUGACAUAUAUUGUGCCUUAUUUAUGCUGCAAAUAUAACAUUAAACGAUCAAGAGAAACACUGUUACGUCUCAUGCUUCGGUGCUGCGACCUGUAGGC